Messenger RNA from Sturnus vulgaris (Common starling), 2295 nucleotides. Lineage: Eukaryota; Metazoa; Chordata; Aves; Passeriformes; Sturnidae. The record is from RefSeq and is a predicted model, not a curated record.
GGAACCGCCAUGGCGGGGGACGGCCCCAGCGCCCUCCCGGUGCAGCUGGUGGAGCAGCCCAGAUUGCAGAAACUGAAGGAGAUGUUUAUAUCAAAGUUUGGAUCAGCUCCCAAAUUUUAUGCUCGUGCACCAGGACGAGUCAACUUAAUAGGAGAACACAUAGACUACUGUGGUUAUGCUGUGCUCCCAAUGGCUAUAGAACAAGAUAUCCUGAUUGCAGUGGAACCUGUACAAACUCAAGUUGUACAACUGGCAAAUACAAAUUCUUCAUACUUGGAUUUCAGUACUAGUGUUAAUAACAUUCAGAUUAACAAAACCAAACCUCAGUGGCAUAACUACUUCCUCUGUGGACUGAAGGGUAUUCAGGAACAUUUUGGUCUUAAUAACCCAACUGGAAUGAAUUGUCUGCUAGACGGAACCAUCCCUCCAAGUUCUGGUCUCUCUAGCUCCAGUGCUUUGGUGUGCUGUGCAGGACUCGUGACACUCAGAGCUAAUGGAAAAACCCUCUCUAAGGUGGAACUCGCAGAAAUUUGCACAAAGAGUGAACGUUACAUUGGCACAGAAGGUGGAGGAAUGGAUCAGUCAAUCUCUUUUCUGGCAGAAGAAGGAACUGCCAAGUUGAUAGAGUUCAGUCCACUGAGGGCAACUGAUGUUAGACUUCCAAGUGGAGCAACGUUUGUUAUUGCUAACAGUUGUGUUGAAAUGAAUAAAGCAGCAACUUCUCAUUACAAUAUUAGGGUAAUGGAGUGUCGGCUGGCUACAAAGCUUCUCUCGAAGUCAAAAGGCUUGGAGUGGAGAAAAAUGUUGAGACUCCAUGAUGUGCAAACCAAGCUAGGAGUUAGCCUAGAGGAAAUGCUGACCAUUGUCGAGGAGGUAUUACAUCCUGAGCCUUACAGCACAGAGGAAAUUUGUAAAUGCCUGGGAAUUAGCCUGGAGGAGCUCCACUCUCAGAUCCUUAGUCAAAACAUGCAAGAUGUUUCCACCUUUAAGUUAUACCAGCGUGCAAAGCAUGUGUACAGUGAGGCUGCCAGAGUGCUGGAAUUUCAGAAGAUUUGCAGUGAAGCACCUGUCAAUGCUCUCCAGCUGCUGGGAGAAUUAAUGAAGCAGAGCCAUAUCAGCUGCAGGGAGAUGUAUGAGUGCAGCUGUCCUGAGCUGGAUCGCCUGGUCGACAUCUGCCUAUUUUGCUUUUGGACUGACUCAUCGUCACAAGUGUUACGUUAGACUGUCGGCUACUCUUUUUUAAACAAGAUGGAAUGGCCUCUGAGGCAGAAAGCUACAAACCUAAAAACUGAACAGAAGACUUCUGGACAUUGACAGAUUAUUUUGCAUGUGGGAUACAUGUGCUAUUUUGUGCUAAAACACAAAGCAGCCUGAUAGCCACUGGACAGACUGAUAGCAACUGAGAAGAACAAGUUUUGAUUUGUCUCUUGGGACCUAGUCCAGGGUGGAACUCCCAGCUUUAUUCAGUUUAUUGUAUCACAUCAUACAAUAAGCUGUGACAGUCACUCAGCAGGGCAGUUCCACCAGAGUUAUCCCAGCUGCUCAAAGGGAACCACUGCUCCAUGUGUGACAGGGGAUCACUAUCUCCAGGGUCAGCUGAAGACAGAAACUGAACUCUACUGAAUUAUCAAAGAUCUUGGGCAACAAAGUCUUGAUCCCAUGCAAGGCAUCAGCACUGCCUGUUCUGAGGCACCACUGGCAGGGCCAGAGCCUUAAAUUAACAUCUGCAUUGCUUUAGGUACAGUGACUGCCCAGGGCUGGUGCCUCAACCAGUGGCAGCCAAUGACUGCACUUGGCAGACCUGAGGACCCCAUUCUGACAGGGCGUGUUCUCUGAAAAGCUGUGAGGAAACUGUCCUGCCCUGAGCAGGGGAAGACAAGCAGGUUAAACCUGGCCAGAUGUUCUGUGCAGCAUGGAGUUUCCUGUGCCACAUUCCAAUAAACCAGCAAGGAUGGCAGUGACAGCCUCUUGCCGCAGGAAGCUCAGCACAGGAAUGGAAAUUGUGAUCCCCAUUUGUGCUAAGCUCUGUGCUUCCAUGGUGACACAGCUCCAGCCAGCUCAGGCAGGGGGACACUGGCUGCCAAGCAGGAGCACAGCCAGAGCACCAAAAAGAAAGCAGCAGUUAGGAUUUUUCUAAGUUAAUUUAAAAUUCAUGGGAGCAUUUCAGUUCCAGGGAACAAUAUAUAAGUAGUAAAGGAAAAAAGUGAUGUGUGUGCCCACGUUACAUCAGAUUUCUGAUUUACUGGCAGAAGAACCCACAGCAUAUGAUGGGCAGAGCUAAGCACCACAUGGAAU